Messenger RNA from Magnusiomyces paraingens, 1785 nucleotides. RefSeq lists its product as uncharacterized. NCBI's taxonomy places the organism in Eukaryota, Fungi, Ascomycota, Dipodascomycetes, Dipodascales, Dipodascaceae. Bases 1 to 1785 code for a protein of 594 amino acids. The transcript is spliced from 3 exons. The record is from RefSeq and is a predicted model, not a curated record.
AUGAAUUUUACCAAAUCUAAAACGAGAGCUAAUGUAAAUCAGACUGGAUUAGCAAAACGGACAGGGUUUACGUCUAUAAACCGGCCACACUCUGUAGUACCUGUGGUACAACAACAGGAACAAAAACAACAUUCUCAAGUUGAAACACUCGUAGAUGAGAAUGUCUUUUUGGCAGCAUUAGACAUUAAAAGAGCAAAAGAGCUUCAAUAUGAGGAAGGAAAGGAAAAAGAAGAAGAAGAAGAUAACAAAUCGUAUGGAAAACUUAAAGGUGAUAAUAAUGAAAAUCAUUUGAGUAAUCAAACUGGUAAUGCUACUGAUACCAGUAGUACGCAUAUGACAAAAAACUUAGCCUCGAGGAAUGAGUUUGAGAAAAGCCGUCGGUAUGCUUUGGAGAAUACAGAUUGGGGAAUGUUUGAGAGACAAGUUUAUCUAGGAUCUGAUAAAGAGGUUAGUGAUGAUACAUGUAAUUUUAUGGGAAAGUACAAAGAGGGAUUUGAAGGCACAGAGGCUGAGGGGAGGAUAGUACAAGCUGAACGAGAUGGUUCCCAGGAGAGUUCUUUGAAAAGAAUGAAGAAUGGUAAAAAGAAGCAUUGCAAUGACGUUGAGACAGAUGAAAAAAUAAUCUCUUCCGAAACUUUCAAUUUUGAUGCCAUGCCAUAUUAUGCUGGAAGGAAGAGAAAGGAAUCUUCGACAAUUAGCACCAAAGAGUGCGGUGAUGUCAGAAAAAAAAUCAAAAACAAUAUUGAAAAGAAUAAGAAAAAUUUGAGUGAGAAGCGUGUUAGUAUAGAGGAAUAUCACCUGUCGGAGACCCAAGAGCGAAAUAAUGGCGAAAAACUUUUUGAACAGGCGCAUGGUAGUGGUUUUGAUGGAGGAGAACUGUCUGAGGAAAAAACGAGGCGAAGGAAGCAAUUGAUUAAUUCUGAUGAGGAAACCAAAGAUGAGAAGAAUGAUUCAGCCACGGGGUUAGAAUACCAAACAAGGUUUGAAGGUUCGCCAACCCCAAAAGGAAGAGGAAGAGAAAGAGGAAGAACAAAAAAAAGCUCAAGAGGAGGAAUCGAACAGAAUAGAAGCAUAAGCAUAAGCAUAGACAGAGCUAAGCAGCGGGGCUGCGGUAGAUGGUUAAGGAUGAGGGACGAAAUUGAAGAAGAAGAAGAAGAAGGUCAAGGGUUGGGGGGAAGGGGAGCACUGCUGCAUGAUGAGGGAGUAAUUUCUGAAAGAGUGGCCGCUCAAACGGCUAUUUUUCAUGCGGAGAGGCUCCCACAUUAUGCAGACAGUUGUGAAAUUACCGGCAAUAAUAAUGCGGGUGAGUCUAAUUAUACUUUAGAGGAAGAAGAGGAAGAGGAGGAAGAAAAAGAAGAAGAAGAAGAAGAAGAAGAAGAAGAAGAAGAAGAAGAAGAAGAGGUCUAUGGAGACAAGGAAUUUGGAGAUGAAAGUUCACCUUCGGCAUUGAUUUUGCGGCAACUUGGAAAAAGAGGUGGGGCUUUGCGGGGCAAAAACGAAGAAGAGAAGGAAGAAGAAGAAGUAGAAGUAGAAGUAGAAGAAGAAGAAAAAAAAAGAAAGACAAAGCGUGGAGGACAAGUUGGGAUUAUGAAAGGUGGGGAUGUUUUAAUGGGAUUUUUUGGAGGAGGUAGUAGAAGAGGGGCUAAUAGACUACAACAACAACAAAAACCGUCAAAAAAUAAGAAAAAACAGUUAUUGGUUGAAGAUGAACUAAAUGACUACAGUGAUGAUAAUGAUGAUGAUGAUGAGAAUUCCAAAUGGCAGGAGUUUUUAGGAUUACUUUAA